This is a messenger RNA of Alosa sapidissima (American shad), 2101 nucleotides long. RefSeq lists its product as uncharacterized. NCBI's taxonomy places the organism in Eukaryota, Metazoa, Chordata, Actinopteri, Clupeiformes, Clupeidae. Bases 111 to 1349 code for a protein of 412 amino acids. The transcript has 9 exons. The record is from RefSeq and is a predicted model, not a curated record.
ACGUAGUGUUUGUCUUCCAGAGCACAUCACAGACAUUGGGGACAACCCCCAUUCAUACCAGCACCCAAACAGACCCACCUAGCUUUGCAUGUCGGGCUACACAGCUUUCUAUGGGUACAUUAGGUCAUCACGUUAGAAGCAAAGGUACCCAAACAGAAUCCUUUAUGAGAACUGCGAGUAUUGCCACAAGUACCUCUGAUGCACCAUGGGGCCCUGCUACCUCUACGCCCAUCAAGGCUGUUCACCCAAGGCCAGCAAAAAGACCUCGGGUUGAUGAAGAGGAGGAGGAGGAAAGUGACAUCUCCACAAUUUUACCUGAACCCCAUGACUCCACGUAUGAUCCAGCACAGUCAAUCAGCAAUGUAACAGAAGCAUCACAGCCCACUGAUACGUCUUCAACUGGAUACAAAGACUCCAAGUACAUAGUAUUUGAGAAGAACCUUAUGGAACUUUUUGAAACGUGUCCAGACUGUCGCCGGUUGUCGGAUGUGAGGACCUACAGACGGGGAACAUUUUUGGCCAUCGACCAAAAAUGCCAUCACUGCCAGUUUUCCAGGCAAUGGAAGAGCCAGCCAGCGAUUGGAAGCUCCCCUGUAGGCAACAUAAUACUGUCUGCUGCCAUAUAUUUCACCGGCUCCUCAUAUUUCCAAGUGCAAAAGAUAUUUCAAGCCAUGCAUCUGCAAAACAUCAGCUACUCAGCAUUCCGUAGGCAUGCAAGCAGUUAUCUGGAAACAGCUGUGAUCCACCAAUGGCACCAGUACCAAGAAGCAGAAUUUGAGUUCUUGAGUCAGAGGAAAGUCAAGAUUGGAGGGGACAUGCGAGCAGAUUCACCGGGUCACUCUGCCAAAUAUGGAAGUUACAGUUUGAUGAAUCUGGAGACCAACAGCAUUAUUGACAUUCAACUAGUCCAGAGCAAUGAGGUUGGUGGGAGCCACAACAUGGAGAAAGAGGGACUCAAAAGAAGCCUACAGCUUUUGGAGUCCAAGGGUGUGGCAGUCGAUUACAUUGUCACUGACCGUCAUCCACAGAUACAAAAAUAUCUCUGUGAGCAAAAGAUAACACACUACUAUGAUGUCUGGCAUUUGGAAAAAGGUCUAUCUAAGAAACUGGGAAAAGUGGCUAAAGAGAAGGACUGCGAGGUGGUCAAGAAGUGGCAGCGUGGAAUCAGCAACCAUGUUUAUUGGUGUGCAACAUCCUCAUCCUCAGGGCCAGAGAAAGUCGCCAAAUGGACAUCUGUGGUAAACCACAUGCAAAACAAACAUACCCACGACAAUCCUCUCUUCCCACAAUGCCAACAUCCAGUCCGCCGGAGCAGAGAUCGCAAGAAGUGGUUUCAACCAGGUGUGUAGCUGUCUGUUGUACUCAAUGUUUUGUGAAAGCCCUCUACAAAGUGGAGAAGAUCCUAACAAAUAAGAGGGUCCUCAGUGAUGUUGAGAGGCUAAGCUCACGGUACCAGACCUCAACACUGGAGGCAUUCCACAGUGUAAUCUUGCGCUUCACACCCAAAAGUGUGGUCUUUCCUUUCAUUGGGAUGUUGUGCAGACUAUAUCUGGCAGCAAUGCACUUCAAUGAAAACGCUGGCCGCACUCAGGCAAGAACAACUUCAGGGAAACUGAGGUACAGCUUACAUUUCCCAAAAGCCAAAAAGGGAGGGCACACUGUGAAGCCAGUAAAAUCACCACCAACACACUGCUACGUCCACAACCUGAUUGCUGGGGUGUUUGAAGAGAUAGUCCCCAACCCCCUGCCUUACAUGGAGGAGCUCCAAAAAAUCCCUGUUCCUGAUGCCCUGUCCUCAGCAUUCUACCAUCCUCCACUGACAGAAGCUGUGGCUGCAUACACAUCUCGCUUUAGGCAAGGGCAGCCCUAAAGCCGACAUAUUGGCCUUCUGUGUCUGGGAACUCUCUUCGGAUCCGUAGGACAACACAAGCCGGAAUAACAACUCGGACUUUUCUACCUAAAUAACCCCAGCACCAGCUGACAAAGGAUCUGUAGGCCAGAUGUCUGCAUCGCCUGGCAAAAAAAGACAUUGUAAAUUCUGUACAUAGUUUGGAUAUUCUUCUUUUGUGUUUGCAUUAUUUUAUUAGACUUGAAAAUUACU